Messenger RNA from Monopterus albus (swamp eel), 2849 nucleotides. It is a transcript of the gene exoc3l4, whose product is annotated as exocyst complex component 3-like 4. The transcript is spliced from 13 exons. The coding region runs from base 17 to 2341 and encodes 774 amino acids. Gene Ontology annotation, biological process: exocytosis; exocyst localization. Gene Ontology annotation, cellular component: exocyst. Lineage: Eukaryota; Metazoa; Chordata; Actinopteri; Synbranchiformes; Synbranchidae. The record is from RefSeq and is a predicted model, not a curated record. Gene Ontology annotation, molecular function: SNARE binding.
UUUCUAACGAGGCGAGAUGUCAGAACUGAUGGACAAGUCCGCUGAAAACCCAGAGGAGGACACAGUGUCAGUCAACGGCAACAGCAAGACACUGAACAACAACUCUCUGAAGGGCAAGCUGAAGUCGCUUAGAAACAGCUUCCAAAGGCAAUCUGCUGAAGAGAGGAGCCCGAUCGAGGGGUCAAAGGGCAUACUUAAAGCAGACACAGCCAGCAGUGAUUUGGGGCCCUGCGAUCCAUCAUCGCCACUGUCAGACAGUCUGAGCGUCGGCUCUCCAGUCACUUCUCCCCUGAAGACCAUCGGGAGAUUAUUCCAGAGAAAAGAGGAAGAUGAGUCCGAUGUCACUCCACAGAAAAGCAAACGUCUGACACGUUCAAACACUGAUCCCGGUAUGCCCACUCAAAGGGCAUUCAUUCGUCGAAGCCUAAGAUUUUUCGGUAAAGAGAAAGAUGAAUUCUGUGGCAACAAACAGUCACUGGAGGAGGAGGAGGAGAAUAUGGAGGAGGUGGUGCGAGAUGAGCUCCAGGAGACAUAUACACCGCUGUCAGUGAUGCAGAUCAACCAGCUGAUUGAGAAGGAGUAUCUGGAGGAUGCUCACCAGAAUCUGCUCCUCCUGUGGCGGGAGUUCCAGCAGGAGAGGGAUCAUUCCAACGGGUCCUCGUCCAUGGACCUGGUCAAAAAGGAAAAUGACAUCAUGCUCCUCUACAAAUAUUUGAGGGAAAAGAUCACCACCAUAGUGUGCAACUCCAACUCCCUUCCCUCCAGCAACCACGAGCUACUGGUCACUGUGGCCGACAUUAUCCAGAAGGAGGAGAAGGAACCUGGGGCGCUAUGCGGCGGCUGGAUGCAGGCCUGGAGGGAUGCGGUGGACCAGGGGGUACAGGUGAAGGUGGAGACUGUUGCCCUGGAGCAUAGGGAGCAGAACGCCUCCUGGCUGGCUAUCCAUCUGGCUUUGCUGGGUAAGACCAUCGUGGAGGACCUGGAGAACGUGAAGAGUGUGUUGCAGUUGUUCUACCCACCCAGCUUCAGAGUCUUCAGCGUUUAUGUGCAGAGUUACCACAGAGUCGUCGGGCAGCACCUGAAAAACCUGGAGCAGCAAGCGACGGAGCUAAAGGAUCUGUACCACUUACUGGACUGGAUCAUCAACACAUACAAGAGCAACAUCAUGGGAAGCCCGUCUCUGCAACCAGACAUGAAGAAUGAAAACACGGAUCUGCAACUGUCGGAGGACUUCCUGCAGGAGCUGAAGGAGAAAUACUGCUACAAAGUGGAGAAGGACAUAAGCUCAUCCCUGAACAGACUCACUGAACUUGAACAUGAGGAUGUUUGGAGUAAAAGCAGGUCUCCAGAGAAGGACGAGGGCUUCCUCGUCUCUCAGUUAGACAUGGACAUCUGGACGAAAAUGAAGGGGCUUGUGAUGCAAUCUGGAAAAAUUGAUGGUCAUCUGGAACAGAAAGUGGCUGUUUCCUGUCUCGUGCAAUUGAAGAAGUUCCCCAAGAGCUUUGAGAAAGAGUUCCAGUGUCACUGCAGCGCUCUCAGGCCACAGCCUCUGUGGAACGAGUACAACAUAACUUACAUCAACAGCUUCGCUGCAUUGCAAAAGCACAUGGGUGAGUACCGGGACGUCUGUCCAGAUGAGGUGGAGGGCCUCGGCAAGGAGGUGAUGUCACUGAUUGUCAGGCUCAGGCAAGACCUGGAGAACCAGUUCAAAGAAGAUGUCAAGCCGUACCUGAUGAAGAUGAUGACGAGGAAGUGGCUCAGCCAUGACGAAGACUUUGAUCAGCUUUACAGUCGGACAAGGCAGGUUUCUGAGAACUGCACCGUCAUGAGGCCUCCACAUAGCCAGGAGUUUGCAAAUCAGUUGCACUACUACGUGGUGAGGGAGUACAUUGGCCAGCUGAUGAAGAAUAACUACUCGUGCAAGAACCAGAAACACGAGAAAGCUGCAGCCAAGAUCCGCCAGCAGUGGGGUAAACUCAGGGAGCUGUUUGAGGACAUGAGGUCGACUCAGGACUGGCUGUACCCGGCGGGAGAUGAGCUCAGUGACAUCAUCGGACAGAGAAACAAGGCGGACAUAAGCGACCAUCUUGAACCUUUAGUGGUGCAUUACCCAGACUUCAGUAGGAAGCACCUGACUGCUGUGCUGAACUUCAGAGGCCUGAAGAGAGGCUCCGAGCACCAGCUGAUUCUCCAGAGACUCACCGAGCUGAGGGGGAACUUGGGCAACAGCGACGGCGACAGAAGCCAAGUAUUAUUUGCUGACAUGGAAGUCAAGGCCAACACGGACUGCCUGUCCAACCUGCCUUUCUUCUGCCUCAGCAUCCUGCGGCCAAACAACUAGGGAAACUGCUUUCUGGACAAAGUACACACACAACACUACUUCAUUUUUGGCAGGACUUGAAGCGCCACAGUGUGAAAUUCUUUUCACUCUUGUGUAACAUUUCUGUGAAUGAAACUUGUCGUCACACAGAAUGGAACAGGCCGCUUCAGUGGAGCUGAUCAUGCAUAUUAGCAGAUUGUAUAUAUGGACCACGUGUACAAACAAGCCUGACAGAGAACAAUAAACAGUAACUGUAGGAAAUCUCUUAGUGCUGUGUAUGUCUCACAGCCUCGUGUUUCUCCAGAGCUCCACUGUUGUCCAAACACCUAUUGUACAACACAUCGACAGCAGCUCUGUUGCUUCAUGACCACUGUAGUUUAUUUUGACUCAGUCCCACACACACAUUGUCACCCAACAAACGAGGGAACCUUUAAAAGCAAAAAUGAUGACUCUUUUAAUACGCAAAUGUAGAAAUGUCAUGUGUUUUCACUUACAAACUUGUUUCAAUAUGACACAUGGAGCGUGUUUG